This is a messenger RNA of Darwinula stevensoni, 966 nucleotides long. The record is from the annotation of a GenBank genome assembly. Lineage: Eukaryota; Metazoa; Arthropoda; Ostracoda; Podocopida; Darwinulidae.
AUGGAGCGUUUUAGGAAUUUGUUCGACAACUUGGCUCAAUGCGUCGACACCCGAUUUCCAGAAAUAUCUGAGCCCUGGCAAUUGCUUGUCGACAGCAUCUAUGAGGAUUCCGUCACUUCUCUGGCACAUGGCACGAAAAUUCUCAUUCUCUUUCAGGUUGAGGUGGUGUACGUGGGAGCAAUCAACACGGCCCACAUCGAGAUUUCCAAGAUGGCGCUCGAUCACGGAAAAGCUGUCCUUUGCGAGAAACCCCUGGGACUCAACCUCGGACAGUCCAAGGAAAUCAUUCACCGAGCCCAAGAAAUGCAACUCUUUCUCAUGGAGGGCAUGUGGAGUCGCUGCAAUCCGGUACACAGGAAACUAGCUGAGGAGAUCCAGGCAGGGACAAUUGGGGAAGUGAUGCAUUCUUAUGGGUCCUUUGGGGUGCCCAUAUCUAAUCCUGGAAGUCGGGUCAGGGAGAAGGAGCUGGGAGGGAGUGCAGUGCUGGACAUCGGGAUCUACCUCAUUCAGGCAUUACUGCUAUGCAUGGGGGAUGAGAAACCUACAGCGAUCGUGGCCACAGGUCACAAGAAUGACCAGAACGUGGAUGAGGUUAUUGCCUGUAACCUCCAAUUCAAGAAUGGACGGAGUGCCACCCUGGACAUGAACUCCACACUCCAGCUCCCCAACGAGUUCUACGUGGCUGGGACAAAGGGAAUCAUGAAGCUGAGCAGUCCAUUCUGGUGUUCAAAUCAGAUGGAAGGUCCAAAUGGGGUUUACGAAGUGCCCAAGAUCCCUGGAGACUAUGUUUUUAACAACUCAGGGUUUCUGGUUUACGAAGCCGAUGAGGUUCGACGCUGCCUUCGUCAAGCUACAUUGGUUUCAGGUCAGAAGGAAAGUCCCCUGGUCCCUCACUCAUUGAGUCUGCUUAUGGCUGACAUCAUGGAGGAAAUUCGUAAUCAGAUAGGCGCUGAAACAUAUUACUGA